UAAAUUAUCCGCAUUUAUCGUUGAACGUUGGUUUAAAAAAGUUGUGUUUACGAUACACGUUUCUAAAUAUAUUAUUUUUAAUGUGUCCCUAAGGAUAUACGAAUCCUCGCAGUUAGAGAGCCAAAAGACGUAUAUUCUAGAAGUAUAAUUUAAAAUUCUGCGCGAUGGACGCCAGUAUUCUCGCAACCAUGGACAAAGAGGCACUGAAAAAGCAGAUUGAAAACAUGAAGUACCAGGCCUCCAUGGAACGCUGGCCGCUAUCAAAAAGCAUUGCAGCGAUGCGGGAGUACGUAGAGGAGAAUGAAAAGAAUGAUCCUCUCAUACACGCCCCCGAUAAGAAAAACAACCCUUGGGCCGAAAAAGGGAAAUGUAUCAUCAUGUAAUACCCAUAAGCAAUAAUAAACCCAAAAAAAUUCUAAACUAUAAUGUUUCGCUCGAAUUCGAACUAGUCUGGUUGUAAGCUACUUAUCGGUAAUUUGUUGGAGUGGCCCUGAACGAAUCCAGAUUUAUAGAAUACAUUCCGAAAAGCGUUGAAAAUCUCUGCAACUGCCAGACAAUAUAAGGAUUAAUAGAAAUGUAGCGGUCGUCCUCCGGAACGUAGACAGCCCUAAGGUUAAGUAUCAUUUUAAUCAUAUUAUGUUCACCAGUAUUCUAGUCCUCUAUUGUAAAGAAUGUACAUGACUGUGCGUACGCAAGGUACUUAUGAGUGUUUUGUUAAAAGGAUUAAAAUGGUUGUAAAUACGUUAAAUUUUGUAUUUCUAGAGAUAGACGGUUUGGUCGAAACGAAUAGAAGGAAUCUAUCAGUGAGUGGCGUAAAUUGUAAAUUUGUUAUAACGUAUAUUGACAACCAAUGUUGAUUUAGAGAAUUUAUUUUAUAUAGGAAGCCUUGAAGUAAACUUUAUUUAUUUAACUUUUGAAUCCGCUCGUUUCCACGCAAACCAGCAACUUCCUCUACGAAAUUUGCGUGCAAUCGUUAUGGAUUCUUCUAAGAACCGAAUCGGUUGUCAUCAACGCGGCAAUGCGUUUGAUUUUGAAUUUUCUUCUUCUUCAGAAACUUUGUCAACGCAUAAAUUUAAUCGUAAAAUAAAUAAGAAGAUUCAUUGAGCUCGUGAUUCUUCGUAUUUAAAUGAGAUAUUAUUAAAACAUAAGAUAAUCGCACAUCACAACUUACCAUCUAUUGGCCGAAUCACGGAAUUAAGAAAACUGUUGAGGAAUUUAAAUUAGAAAUCGGCAAUAAGUAGAAGAGUUAAAAGAAAUGUUAAAGUAGUGACGUUAAAUAUUAAUAUAAGGUAACUCAUAUAAAAUGCGACAUAAUAUUAAUCAAAUCAGUUAAUGUUAAGCCGAGUUAGGAUAAUUUUUUAUGAAGACAGGUACAUUCCGCGGUGCCAUUAUUCUAGUAAUGCUUCAAUUACUCUUAGCAUUCUUAUUCCUCUAUUUCUACGUCGAUAAUCUUACAUUUUGAUUUGUAUACCGUAUUAUUUCGAUUUUGACCCCAUCAUUAAAUUAGAUAUAAAUCUAUCAAAUUAUAAAAUCUAGCACUUGAUUAGAUUAGUAUUAAUUCAAAAUUAAAAUUGAAAUAAAUUAACCUAAGUCACGCGUUUACCUACUCACUAAAAACUAUUGUAGUUUCCAAAAUAAACUUCUUCUAAAUUAUAUCUAAGAUAAAUUGGAUUUGACGCACUGAAUCCUUUUGAUUACUCUUGAAUUCAUUCAUCUGCGAUCAAAAGUGUUCCGUAUCUUCGAGUUGUUAACAUUCCAUUUUAAAGGGAGCUAUCCUAACUUUAAAUAAAUAGAGGGCAUAAACUUACGCACUGUAGGCAAAUUAGUUUAAAAUGUAACCUAAACUUUAUAACUAAUAAUAAAUUUCCUUCCUCCUACCAUAUCUAGACAUGAACUAUGAAAAAUCAUUCUGGCUGUGAGUAAUAACCAAUUAUUUAGAUGCUUCAUCGUCAUUAGAGUCAGAAUUGCUAAUAUCGACAAUAAUAUCUAAUACUAAAUAUUGUUUAAACAUCUCCAGACCUCAAGAGGAACUUACGUCAAUUUUUAUAAGUAUUUGGACUGUAUUUUCAUCUGCAAUGCGCUGUUUAUCAUGUUCUUUAUAAUUUGCAUUACAUCUUUCCUCUAGCCCUGUUAUUAUAAGCUUAGUGACUUAGUGAUUAUUCGUAGUUUUAAUUAUAAUUAUGAUAAGAAAGAUCAAAGUUGUUUGUUAACUACGAUAAAAAUUGCAAUUCAGAGAAUUAGCCCUAAUAAAAACGAAUGCGUUUGUUUAAAUGUAGCUAAUAAAUUAGUGUAUGCGUA
Molecule: messenger RNA, 2298 nt
Organism: Pieris napi
Lineage: Eukaryota; Metazoa; Arthropoda; Insecta; Lepidoptera; Pieridae
Gene: Ggamma30A
Product: guanine nucleotide-binding protein subunit gamma-e
Exons: 4
Coding region: 165-383 (72 amino acids)
Biological process (GO): sensory perception of taste; phospholipase C-activating G protein-coupled receptor signaling pathway
Cellular component (GO): heterotrimeric G-protein complex
Molecular function (GO): G-protein beta-subunit binding
Source: RefSeq, a predicted model, not a curated record